This is a messenger RNA of Trichoplusia ni (cabbage looper), 2210 nucleotides long. Its product is annotated as putative fatty acyl-CoA reductase CG5065. Bases 109 to 1470 code for a protein of 453 amino acids. Gene Ontology annotation, biological process: long-chain fatty-acyl-CoA metabolic process. The record is from RefSeq and is a predicted model, not a curated record. NCBI's taxonomy places the organism in Eukaryota, Metazoa, Arthropoda, Insecta, Lepidoptera, Noctuidae. Gene Ontology annotation, molecular function: alcohol-forming very long-chain fatty acyl-CoA reductase (NADP+) activity. Gene Ontology annotation, cellular component: peroxisome. The transcript is spliced from 10 exons.
CAGUCAAUAAGCUAUUGUUGUCUGAAUAGUUUCUAAACGGAGUUUGUCACUAUAAUUAUAUUCUCGCGAGUCAGCACUUGUUUUGUCAAUUAGAAGGAGAGAUUCAAAAUGAUCGCGGUGACAUCACAUGAAAAUGAGGCUUCGAUCGUGGACUUCUAUGAGGGAAAAUCUGUGUUUAUAACUGGAGGCACUGGAUUUCUUGGAAAGGUCUUUAUAGAAAAGCUGCUGUACUGUUGUCCAGGUUUAGUUAAAAUUUACAUGCUUAUAAGAGAAAAGAAAGGACUCACAAUCAAGGAACGGAUUGAUCGAUUCGUUGAUGAUAGUCUCUUUGACAGACUUAAAACCCAGAGACCAAAAGAUUUAGACAAAAUAGUUUUGAUACCUGGAGACAUUACAGCACCUAGUCUGGGUAUUAGUCAAGAACAAGAAAAUAUACUGAUUGAAGAAGUUUCAGUGAUAAUCCAUUCAGCAGCAACUAUAAAGUUCAAUGCUCCUCUUGAGGAAGCUUGGUCUAUCAAUGUUGAUGGUACGAGGAGAAUCCUUGACUUAUGCAGGAAUAUGAAGAAAGUUGAAGUUUUUCUCCACAUAUCCACAGCGUACACGAAUAUAAAUAGAAAUGUAAUAGAAGAGGUAUUGUAUCCACCGCCGGCUGAUAUCAAAGAACUGGAGAAAUUAGAUAAACAUAAUGUGACUGAGAAGCAAACCAUGAAAUUAUUGAAUGGAUUCCCCAAUACUUACACAUUCACGAAAUCGUUAACGGAGCAUUUGGUCGCUGAAAAUUGUGCCUACAUGCCCACAAUUAUUGUUAGACCUUCUGUUGUGGCGGCUGUUCUAGAGGAUCCUAUAAAAGGCUGGCUGGAGAACUGGUACGGAGCGACUGGUAUCAGCGUAUUCACUGCCAAGGGUCUGAAUAGGGUCUUCCUUGGACACAAAAACAUUAUCGUGGAUGUCAUACCAGCAGAUUACGUCGCCAAUCUGGUGAUCAUUGCGGGUGCACGGAAUAACAAAUCAAAAGAACUGAAGAUAUACAAUUGCUGCAGUAGUGGGUGCAAUCCUUUGACGAUUGGAAACCUUUUGGGAGCGUUCAUAGAUGAUGCGAUUCGGCAUAAAACUUAUGCCAUGCCGCUACCCGGUUGGUUCAUCUUUACUAGAUACCGGUUGGUGGCGACAAUAGUGACGUUCAUAUUCCAAGUGGUGCCAGCGUACCUCGCUGAUUUAUACCGACGGAUUAUUGGGAAAAAGCCAAAAUACACAAAACUCUUAUACCUAGUCGUGCAGACACGUGUCGCGCUAGAUUUCUUCUCAUCAAAUUCCUGGGUGAUGAAGGCAGACAGGAUGAGAGAGCUGUAUGCAUCUCUUUCUAACAAUGACAAGCGCAUGUUCCCUUGUGACCCCACUCAUAUCAACUGGCCUGAAUACCUCAGUGAUUAUGGAGCAGGAGUGAGACGAUUUCUGGAGAAGAGAAACUAGUUUGAAUUGAGUCUUAUAUAGGAGUAGGACAGAUGAAAUUCGCUUGCCGUUUCCGAAGUGCGGUGGCGUGUGUUUGUGAGAGUUUUUGAAAUUUAAUUUAAUGUAAUUAAUUGUGUAAAAAGUAUUAAACUCGAAACGUGACAUCAAAUUAUUUAUUGCCCCAUCGAUGUCAUAAGUAUCGUAAAACAUAACUAUUUUGUCAUUAACGGCUCUAACUUUGUUGAUAAGUUUUAAAAUAAAUCAUUCCUACCUAAGAGUAUAAUUUAUUACUAUUUACUACAUAAAACACGUUUUAUAAUUAAACGUGACCUGUCCCUCUACUAUUGAUAUACCUACAAAUGCCUACAAUCUAUAACAAAUGUAUGAAAAUGACAUUUUAAAUUCGAUAGGUCACGUGACUUUGGACUGUCAUUUGUACGUUCGAAUGUUUUCUAUUGAUAUUAGUUAAACCUGAACAUGAGGUGCUGUUUUUUUUACUAAUUAACAGAAUUCGUGUUUUAUUUUCAUUUAUUUGUCAGUUUUUAAUGCAGUGCGAAAUCUUAAUAGAAUAUACGUCUAAUGAAAUACUUCAAAUGUACAGGAAUGAGGUUUCGUUUAGACAAAUAACGUGACGUUGACUUGUCAGUUCAAUGAAGUGCUUAAAUUAGGUAAAGUAGAAGAAUGAUUGUAUAUAUGUAAAUUUGUAUAAGCAUUAUUUAAGUAAAACAUGACAUAAAGCCAAAAGAAAUGUAAUUGUAAUA